AUGGCCUCCUCCAACCACUCCCACUUCUGCUGCGCCUUCCGCAACUGGAUGGCGCAGCAGCAACAGGACUUUCACAAGCUCCUGGCGGCCGACCCGGCCGCCACGAGCCCGCAGGAGCUGGAGCACCUAAGGGACAAGUGCACCAAGCACUUCAAGGAGUAUGCCGAGAGGCGGGCCGCCAUGGCGAGGCAGGACGCGCCGUGCCUCCUGUCCCCUCCGUGGUGCUCGGCCUUCGAGAACGCCUUCAUGUGGGUCGGAGGGUGCAGGCCCUCGCUCUUCAUCCGGCUCAUCUACUGCGUCUGCGGGUCCGAGCUCGACGGGUCCAACCUCGCCGUGCUCUCGGCGAGGCAGCUCGAAAUGAUCAGCGCUCUGCAGUGCAAGACUGUGAAGGAGGAGGAUAAGUUUUCUACAAGGAUUGCUUCUUUAAAGGCACACGAAGAAAUAGCAGAUGAGCCGCUGGCAACGAUGGCGAAGAAAAGUGUGGGGGAGGUGGAGGCGGCAAUGGCAGCGCACGAGGCGGCAAUGGCGGAGGUUAUAUGUGAGGCGGAUAAGCUGAGGAUGGAGACGCUCAAGGAGGUGAUGGGAAUCCUCAGCCCGUUGCAGGCCGUCGAUCUUCUGAUCGCCGCGAAGCAGCUCCACGCGGCAAAUUUGCAACAAAGAUGGUAA
Molecule: messenger RNA, 666 nt
Organism: Salvia splendens (bonfire salvia)
Lineage: Eukaryota; Viridiplantae; Streptophyta; Magnoliopsida; Lamiales; Lamiaceae
Product: protein DELAY OF GERMINATION 1-like
Exons: 2
Coding region: 1-666 (221 amino acids)
Biological process (GO): DNA-templated transcription
Molecular function (GO): sequence-specific DNA binding
Source: RefSeq, a predicted model, not a curated record